Messenger RNA from Rhipicephalus sanguineus (brown dog tick), 1268 nucleotides. Its product is annotated as putative protein TPRXL. Bases 729 to 1268 code for a protein of 179 amino acids. The record is from RefSeq and is a predicted model, not a curated record. Lineage: Eukaryota; Metazoa; Arthropoda; Arachnida; Ixodida; Ixodidae. The transcript is spliced from 2 exons.
ACGCUUGGGCAAGCAUCCCAGAGGACCUUAUGCGUCGUUCGUUCAAGAAGUGCGGCAUUUCUAAUGCCCUCGAUGGCACUGAAGACGAGUACCUGUGGGACGAUUUGUCGGAUAAGGAAAUGUCCGAAGGAAGCGCAGUUGAAGACGGCAGCGAUUGAAGUGGCGCGUCCAUGUUCAAUAAAUGUUUUCUCCGCGCUUUCCUAUCUCGUAUUAUACGUGGGUAAUUUUUUUUUUUUUUUUCAUUUCACACCCCUAAAAUAUCACCUCGUAUUAUAUUCGGGUUCGUAUUAUACGCGGGUAUUUACGGUAAUGGCCGUAUCUUUGCUAUACAGAUGCUUUUCCUGCUUGCUCUGCAGAUGUGCCAAGCAGAUGCUCAGCUUUAAAGUUACAUUGACACACACUUGACCAGCACGCGAGUUCCUUCUGCCAUAAAUGUUAACACUGCAAUCUCCUUGACCAUCAUUAUUACCAGACAUAAUGUACAAUGUGGACCAGCUCCUGUUCGAGCACUGCACUGCGAAAUUUGCGGACAACACACAGUGCUGUGUUCCAGUGUUUGACAUGUGCCACGAGCUGCCCCUCUGCCCGGAACAUGCCAAAAAGAGAGACAACUACGACAAAAUGGCGGCUGAGCCCAAACCGAAAAAGCCCCGCAAGAAGUCUAAACCUCCUGCGCUGACACGGCCACCCAAGCGGGCAAGAAAAGAAAAAAAUGCGCAGCUCCAGGCAUGACAUCACCACCUCCGAUGGCGCACUCUCCAUCAUCAUCAUCAUUUUCAUCAUGUGUGCCACUCGAGGUGCUCAUCCAGUCACCUGUCUCCUCCUCGUCUUCCUCCUCUCCAUGCUCCUCACGAUCACCCCCAUUCCUCGGUGGCAGCGACUCCUCACCAGCUCUGUUAGCCAGUUUGGUGAAUCCACAGGGACUGUCUGCUCAGGCGUCUGCAAUGACAGCACCACCCCCUCGUGUGAGUUCCCAGCAACCCCUGCUGCAGAUGGUAACGGCUGGAUGCCCUGCUGUGCGCAUCAAGACAGAGCCCAAGUCUCCCGUCAUGCUGCACCACUCUGCUGCCCUCUUCUUCCACGGCUCACACGAUGCCAGUCUUGACGAGCCACCCCAUGCCAAGGUCAACAGCGACAACAUCCCACGUUUCCAUGGCAACAGCGGCAGCAGCGCCUCACGUUAUGGCAACAACUCGAGCAAUGACCGUUCACCACCCGCCACCAUGCCAGUCGCCGUUGCUGCCCCCACCACGGCAAGCCAUUGGUGA